Messenger RNA from Colletotrichum destructivum, 1885 nucleotides. RefSeq lists its product as uncharacterized. Bases 1 to 387 code for a protein of 128 amino acids. The transcript has a single exon. The record is from RefSeq and is a predicted model, not a curated record. NCBI's taxonomy places the organism in Eukaryota, Fungi, Ascomycota, Sordariomycetes, Glomerellales, Glomerellaceae.
AUGCCCCCCCCUCCCACCUUUUCAAAGAUGCAUAUUUCCCUGCAGGCGCCGAGAGUACUCUAUACGUGUGCCGCCAGACUGGCUGUCAUCCAUCGAUUAGCAUUCCCGGCCGGGUCGAUUGAUAGCAAGCAUGAAGCACCUGAUCGUAUGCGAUAUCUGUGCUUUGGGAACGCACCCAACAAGCUCCCGCGCGGCUCAGGCAUCUGCGCUGUAAGCACCCCUGUGUGGAGCUCUACCUGGCAGCACCUGCUUACUUGUCAAGUCUUUGGUGUUAACCCAUCAACGACCAUGUUCUGUCAUGGAUUUCUAACAUCCACCCGCACCAUCCAUCUCUCGGAGCAUCGAUCACAAACGGGCGAACGCAUGGCGCAUGAUGGUAGGCACUAGGCAGCACCAUGCGACAUGCGCUCGCGCGAUCCCCAUGUGUGGCAGAGGCCGAUUACCAGCUGCUGAUUAAGGCCCAGCGGUCCAUAACCGCGCGGGAGAAUCCACUCACCCCUUGCCUAGGCAAGGUAGUUACCCGCCGACCCCCGCCAUGGCGCAAUAGGUGUCGUUGCUGCAUGGUUGACUCUCGAGGUCGAAAAAUGUUUAGUCACUGGCGCACACGGUGAUUCCGGCCUCUCAAGUCGUUUCCGGCGCGGGGAAUUUAACCAUUCCUGCCGAAAAUGAAAUAUUCUUUGCCGCAAGAGCUCCUCCUACCACCGGCUCCCAUCCCACAGACCUCGGCCAAGAAGUGCGGAUCGGACUCGGGGGCGGCCAUGCCCAGGGAUGCAUUCUUCCGAUAAAAGAAGGAUCUGUAUCGACGGUUUCGAGCAUCUUGGGAAGCACCGGUCCGAUCGUCGAUGUAUGUUUACCGGUCUCGGAAAUACGGACUUAGGGGCCUCUGGCUCAACGCCGGGAAGUCGCAUCAUCGCCGAGUUCUAUCUGAUCUUCGCUUGCUGGGGCUCCGAGUCAAUCGUAGCCUCGGCCCGACUUUCAAUUACAUUGACCGCCUUGGGCAGAGACCACUCCCUUAAGUCCAGGUCAUUGUCCGCAGCGUCAAAGUAGACCCUUGAAUGUAGUGAUGCGCAGGUGGUAUAGACCUUCUGCAGAGGCGAUCCUAUGCUUAUACCGUUUUUCAAUCCGAUUUGAUCCCCUGUUACGUUGAGAAGACCCAUCCAGUGGGAACGGUCAGUAGUGCUCUGCCUGCAGAUUCGACAUGUUGUGCCAUAAUCUCCCAACUGAGUGAGGUAAUCAAAGCCAAGGAGAUGAUGAUAUUGUGUUCAUCCAACCUGGCUCGUUCCGCAGGUUGGCCUCUCUUAUGAUAAAGCGUGUCUGGAUCUAAUGUUGCUUUCGGGCUAUGUUUGAACCAUACAUGAACAAAAACGCUUUGUCUAUACUACAGCAAUGCUGCCCAUCCACCUAUACUACAUUUGCGCGAGAGAAGCCGAUGUCCGCAACAACAGUAACACCGGAAACAAUCCAGAAGGUGGAUGAGUUCGUUCUUCUCAACUCCCCAAGUUGCCUUCUCAGAAUGCAAAAGCUAUUCACCCGUUCUAUCGUCCCAUACCAUGCCGAGUUAAAAAAAAUAAAAAAAACCCUGUCGUGCAACAAUUCUUUUUUUUCUCUGGUGGUCAGAAAUCAUUUCUGUAACCCCAAAAACGCCAUCUAGGUGCAACAUUUUGUCGCAAUACGCGCCUUUACCCACGUUGCCUUUCUUUUCCGGCGGUCUUUUAUGUCCGACGACCGAGGCCGCGCCGUAAUCCCCGAAUAACCCGUGGCAUCGCAAAGUUUCGAUUAAUCGUCCGCGUCAGCAGUAAGCCCACUCGUUCUUUUAGCCCCCUUCAAGAGUAUUUUCUCGACAUUUGGGCUUUCGGGCGAUAAUUAAAGUGGUAGGUCUCCCGCC